GAGUGAUUAGCCAACAGCCCAGUGAGCAGGACCGGAGUCGGCUCCUGGCAGGAAGCGGUGCAUCUAGCCUCCAGGGGCGCGACGUACAACCAGACGGGUGGCUCUCCUCGCAGCUCGCGGAGUUCAACCGGGUGCCAGUGCUAUGGCAGAACAGGAUGUGGAAAAUGAGCUUUUGGAUUAUGAUGAAGAUGAAGAGCCCCAGGCACCCCAGGAGAGCACUCCAGCUCCCCCGAAGAAAGAUGUCAAAGGGUCUUAUGUCUCCAUCCACAGUUCUGGCUUCCGGGACUUCCUGCUAAAGCCGGAGCUCCUGAGAGCUAUAGUUGACUGUGGCUUCGAGCAUCCCUCAGAAGUCCAGCAUGAGUGUAUUCCCCAGGCCAUUCUGGGUAUGGAUGUCCUGUGCCAGGCCAAGUCUGGGAUGGGCAAGACAGCUGUGUUUGUGCUGGCCACCCUGCAGCAGAUAGAGCCCGUCAAUGGCCAGGUAUCAGUACUGGUCAUGUGCCACACGAGGGAGCUGGCCUUCCAGAUCAGCAAGGAGUAUGAGCGCUUCUCUAAGUACAUGCCCAGUGUCAAGGUAUCUGUGUUCUUUGGAGGCCUCUCCAUUAAGAAGGAUGAAGACGUGUUGAAGAAGAACUGUCCCCAUGUUGUGGUGGGGACACCAGGCCGGAUCCUGGCGCUUGUACGGAGCAGGAGCCUCAACCUGAGGAAUGUGAAGCACUUUGUGCUAGAUGAAUGUGACAAGAUGCUGGAACAGCUGGACAUGCGCCGUGACGUGCAGGAGAUCUUUCGCCUUACACCUCAUGAGAAGCAGUGCAUGAUGUUCAGUGCCACCCUGAGCAAGGAGAUCCGGCCAGUCUGCAGGAAGUUCAUGCAGGAUCCCAUGGAGGUGUUUGUGGACGACGAGACCAAGCUCACAUUGCACGGGCUGCAGCAGUAUUACGUCAAACUCAAGGACAGCGAGAAGAACCGUAAACUGUUCGACCUCCUCGACGUGCUAGAGUUUAACCAGGUGGUGAUCUUUGUCAAGUCUGUGCAGCGCUGCAUGGCCCUGGCCCAGCUUCUGGUGGAGCAGAACUUCCCAGCCAUCGCUAUCCACCGCGGCAUGGCCCAGGAGGAGCGCCUGUCCCGCUACCAGCAGUUCAAGGACUUCCAACGUCGUAUCCUGGUGGCCACCAAUCUGUUUGGCAGAGGUAUGGACAUUGAGCGAGUCAACAUUGUCUUCAACUACGACAUGCCAGAGGACUCGGAUACCUACCUUCACAGAGUGGCUCGUGCUGGUCGCUUUGGUACCAAAGGCCUGGCAGUCACUUUUGUAUCGGAUGAGAAUGAUGCCAAAAUCCUUAACGAUGUUCAGGACCGGUUUGAAGUGAAUGUGGCGGAGCUUCCAGAAGAAAUAGACAUCUCCACAUACAUUGAGCAGAGCCGGUAACCACGUGUAGCCAAGGCACCCGACUACCCUCUUUCCCACCUGCUACUUCAGAUCCUCUUCAUAGAUGACAAAUAGGUGUCUCUUUUUAUUGUUCCAAAGCUGUGUAAGAAUAAAUUUUUAUUGUGGAUACC
Molecule: messenger RNA, 1557 nt
Organism: Acomys russatus (golden spiny mouse)
Lineage: Eukaryota; Metazoa; Chordata; Mammalia; Rodentia; Muridae
Gene: Ddx39a
Product: DExD-box helicase 39A
Exons: 11
Coding region: 143-1426 (427 amino acids)
Biological process (GO): mRNA export from nucleus; mRNA splicing, via spliceosome
Molecular function (GO): ATP binding; RNA binding; RNA helicase activity
Source: RefSeq, a predicted model, not a curated record